UGGGAAUUGACUCCCUUUUGGAGCCAGCCUCAAGCGGCCAGUCGAUGAAUUGCAGUUUAAGUCACUUCCGUAUUGGCUUCAUCAGGGAGAUCGGAAGGUUGCCCCUCGGUCAGAACACACAGCCCCGCCGAUCCCCUGCCUGCGGAAAAACAUAGUGGCUACUAAGUAACACAGGCUACUUUACCUGGUAGGUGAUCACCAGUUCCAUCAGCUUAGUCAACAAAUUCACGUGUAUUGCCUUGCACACGGGGAAGGUUAUACAACAACGGUAUUACAACACUGGGUACAGACAAUUGCACUUAUGAACCACAUGGGGGAACUGAGCCAUAGUUACAUAGUUUUGCUUUAAGGCCACCAUAUUAAACUAAAAGCCUAAAAACUCUCAUUUUGAUAAUGUUGUUUCAGAUCCAAGUUGUCUGUCAGUGUGUUAGUACAAACACAAAGCCUCUUCAAUGAACUGUAAAAUAUAUCCCAUCCUGUCAAGAUAAUCUGUGAAUAGUAAUCUCAAAUCUAUUUUGAUGAUAUUCAUGCACAUUGUGCCUCCGCCUCAUAUCACAAGAGCUUUGCUUUAUGGUGUGGAUGCACGCUGGCAGAGUUAAAUCCCUUGAAUUGGGUCAGUGGAAGUGCGUUCAGCAGGACAGACGAGGUAAAGCACAAUGAUUAGCCACUAAGCCCAGCCCACAGAGGAGCGAUCUGUCUGACGGACCCAUCGACUGGAAACACACUGAUGUUUCUUGCAACGCUGGCAGGGAGACAAUUACACCACCGAGCAUUCAUGGUCUAAAAAGUGAGUGGAAAGCCCAAGAUGCCUGAGCAGAGCAACGACUACCGUGUGGUGGUGUUUGGAGCAGGCGGCGUUGGAAAAAGCUCACUGGUGCUUCGCUUUGUAAAAGGCACUUUCCGGGACACCUACAUCCCGACGGUGGAGGACACGUACCGUCAGGUGAUCAGCUGCGACAAGAGCGUCUGCACCCUGCAGAUCACGGACACGACCGGCAGCCACCAGUUCCCUGCCAUGCAGCGUCUGUCCAUCUCCAAGGGUCACGCCUUCAUCCUGGUCUACUCCAUCACCAGCAAGCAGUCCCUGGAGGAAUUGAAGCCCAUCUACCAGCAGAUCCUCGCUAUCAAGGGCACCGUGGAGAACAUCCCCAUCAUGCUCGUGGGAAACAAGAGCGACGAGACUCAGCGCGAGGUGAAGACGGACGACGGCGAGGCCCAGGCCAAGAUCUGGAAGUGCGCUUUCAUGGAGACCUCGGCUAAGACCAACCACAACGUCACCGAGCUUUUCCAGGAGCUGCUCAACCUGGAGAAGAAGAGAAACAUGAGUUUGAACAUCGACGGCAAGCGGUCCGGGAAGCAAAGCAGGGCCGACAAGCUGAAGGGGAAAUGCAGCGUCAUGUAGACUGCUGGAUGGAGACGUGGGGAGAUAACGCUGAGAUGGAGUGAUAGCGUGACAAAGGAACUGGAGAUAAUGUUAUUAAACGUUUCAUGCUUAUUUCCUGCAGACACCUUAGAUUUCAUCCUGCUCCAUCAGUCUUGGCCUUAACAACAGCGGCCGAUUCAUAUUGCAUUGGGUGUUUCUCGUUUACUGUUUAUAUUCACGUCAAGAGAAUGCUGAGAAACAUCGAGUUUCAGCAAAUGCAAUAGCCUUUAAAAAAGCCCUUUCGAGCUCACAAUGCAACCAUUUUGCAUUUUUUUUUUGUUUUAUUAGAUAGUUGCAAAAAACAACAUUGGGGUUUGGCUUUAUAAUGCCGGAGAGGUGUUAGCCAAACAUAAGAGUCAGACAUUAUUUUGCAUAAUGUAUGUAGCAACUAAUGUGAGCCUAUAGCUGUGAAUGAAGGCUUACAUUGUGUUAUUCACAAGUUUUUAUUAUUAUUUAUUACUUUUAAUGCUAUAUACCAGGUUGAAAAAUAGUGUUGGUUUAUGUAACAAUAUUGAAAAAUUUAGACUGCAUUCCCUUUAAUAAUGUUGUGUAUAAGCUACUUUGGUUUGUUUUUAUGAUAACAUUUUGAUUAUUUUUGCAUGGUGUCUUAUAUAAGGACAGACAAUAUUUAAGACAAUCAUUUGUUAAACAACAAAUUGACGGAGAUAUUACUCCAUCUAAGAUGCUCUUCAAAACAUUUCAAUCUUAACAUCUAAAUAGAUCAUUCAGAUUUCAUGCACACAUGCUCAGCAGCUAAUUUGCAUAGCUUCCCCAAAUUGAGACACUUCUGAAUUCACUGAAGUGAACCAUCUUGAUUUUCAUGAGAUGAACUGCUAAUCUUCUCCACAAGUGCGAUUGAGACAAUAGCAGAUCUGGCACUUACAAGAAUGAAUUUGCGAGAGGUCUCUAUUAGCACGGUGGAUGACAGCAAGAAGCCCUGAUUUGCAUGGUUUUCCUUGAAGUAUUCCGGAUUUUCUCGCAGGCAGCUUUUCCAAUACAAGCAUUUCUUAAUCUUUUAUUGGAGAUCGUACACUCUAUAAAAAAUUCCAUAGAAAUUACAGUCUUACUUGCAGCUGGUUGCCGGUAACUUACCGUAGAUUUAAAUGUACACUGUAAAAUAUUUGCUGUAAUUAUGCAGCUGGUUGCCAGUAACUUACUGUAGAAGAUAAAGACUGAAAAUGUUUCAUGUUCAUUUAACUUUGAACGAACUGUUGCCAGUAAAUAACAUAAACGUAAAAUCUACAGUAAGUUACUGGCAGCUAGUUGCCAGUAAUACCAAGUAAUGCCGUAAUUUCUACAGAAAUUUUUUACAGUGUAUGUCAUUUAUUGUCAACAUUUUGUUCAAAGUUAAAUGAACAUUAAAUAUUUACAAGUCUUUGUCUUUACAGAGUAAAACUAAAAUAACAGCAUCAAGCAAAGCAUUCUGGGAAACCAAAUCUGAAGCAAAAAACUGAAAAAGGUUGAUGAUGAUUUCUGGUUGCCAGAAUGCUUGCAUGAGGCUGUUAUUGUAUAGUUUUAUUCUGUAAAGAUAAAGACAUGUUAAUAUUUAAAAUGUAUUUAUUUUUGAACAAACUCUUGCCAGUACACUGUAAACACAUUGUGUGUGUCAUGCCAUUUAACGCGUUAUUUCAUGUUAAAAUAAAUGAAAGGGACAACACAAGUUGUGUUAAAAACAGUGAUGGGAGUAACGCGUUACAAAGUAAUUCUAUUACUGUAAUUCCACUACUUUUAGCGGUAACGAGCAUGUAACAAAGUAUUUUUUUUAAAUCAAGUAACGCAGUUACAAUUACUGAAAUUUAAAUGAGUUUGUUACUCGCGUUACUCUAUUUUGUGUAAAAUGAACACUUGCAGACAAGACAUUUCUGAUCUAAUGUCGCAGGACCGUGGUGGGCGGCACAAUGAAUAAUAACACAGAAGGUGUGUUAGUUUAGGGACAACACAUUUAAAUCUACAGUA
Misgurnus anguillicaudatus (oriental weatherfish) is the source of this 3379-nucleotide messenger RNA. The record is from RefSeq and is a predicted model, not a curated record. NCBI's taxonomy places the organism in Eukaryota, Metazoa, Chordata, Actinopteri, Cypriniformes, Cobitidae.